This is a messenger RNA of Austrofundulus limnaeus, 1431 nucleotides long. RefSeq names its product homeobox protein Dlx3b. The record is from RefSeq and is a predicted model, not a curated record. The coding region runs from base 140 to 1051 and encodes 303 amino acids. Gene Ontology annotation, molecular function: RNA polymerase II cis-regulatory region sequence-specific DNA binding; DNA-binding transcription factor activity, RNA polymerase II-specific. Gene Ontology annotation, biological process: regulation of transcription by RNA polymerase II; epithelial cell differentiation; embryo development. The transcript has 3 exons. NCBI's taxonomy places the organism in Eukaryota, Metazoa, Chordata, Actinopteri, Cyprinodontiformes, Rivulidae.
GGGUUGGGCGCCGCCCGCCACGGUGGACAGCCUGGCUGCUGCUGCGUCAGGGGAGUCUGGGAACUCCGGCUCCAGUCUGCGCGAGGAGCGCGGAGCAAACAGAACCAAAUCCACACAAUAACCAAAUACCACCUGAAUAAUGAACGGGCAGCCGCCACCUGCCUUCGAGGACAAGAAGCCUACCCUCCCCGCGGCCGCUGGGGGCUCCAAGGACCCUCUGACUCUGCCGGAGUCCUCCAACACUGACCCGGCCUUCUACAGCGCGCUCCAUGGCGCGCAGGACUUUUACGCAGCGCAGCAGCCGUACCCGGCUCAGCACAUGAACCCGUACGGGUACCACCACUACGGUCUGAACGGGAUUGGCCCCGGUGGCCCCUACAAGGCAGACUACCCCUAUCCGCAUGGUGCGUUCAGGGAGCACGGAGCUUUCAGCAGAGAGGUGCAGACAGCGCUGCAGGAGAGCGUGAAAGAGGAACCGGACCUGGAGGUUCGGUUGGUCAACGGGAAGCCUAAGAAGGUGCGUAAACCCCGGACCAUCUACUCCAGCUACCAGCUGGCGGUCCUGCAGAGGAGGUUCCAGACGGCCCAGUACCUGGCCCUGCCGGAGCGGGCCGAGCUGGCUGCGCAGCUGGGCCUCACGCAGACGCAGGUGAAAAUUUGGUUUCAGAACCGUCGCUCCAAGUUCAAGAAGCUYUACAAGAAUGGAGAGUUUCCACUGGGGGAAAUAGCCGGUGAAGACAGUCCAGAUGCCAGUGAUUCUAUGGCCUGCAACUCCCCCCCGUCUCCAGCUGUCUGGGAAAACAACACAAACAACAACAACAUCAGCAGCAUCAGCAACACAAACAGCAGCAAUAAGAAUAAUGCAAUACUGGAUCCUGCCAGCAGGGAACAGGGCCUCUAUCAGCCUCCGGUCAGCUCCUCUCCUGCUUACAUGGAUGAGUUUACGCACCAGAACUGGUACCAUCAGCAGCAUUUAGGCUUACCACAGUCAGACCAGAUGCACCACGCAGCAGCACCAUCAGACGCUCAGAGCAUGCGGGCCAUCUAUUGAUCCAGGAAAGUCCACUCUCAUAAAAAAAAAUUAUAUUUUUUUUGGAUUGAGCCCUGAGCCAAAGCACAGAAAGGAUUUUGGCUGUACUGUGACCAAAACACAAACACAAAGUGUAGAAACUAAAACCUGGACUGAUCCGAAGUGUCUCUGUUUCCACUGUUCCAAGCUGAACUGCUUGUGGAGAUUACGUGAAUUAAAUAGCUUCUCAGUGCUGAGAUGGAUUUAUGAUUAUAGACAAUAUUUUUUGUAUAUUUUUACUGUUUGAAAGUUUUCUUAUUUAUGCUUUAAAGUUAUUUCAAUUAUUCCCACAAACUUUAUUCUGGAAAAAGCCUUUAAUCCUGAUUUUCUUUUUCUACUCAAGUAAAAUACUACUGAAAGUC